GAGCGGCUAAAAGGGAAAAUUGAAACGCGCGCAUCAUCACUUUCACUUUCAUAUAAAAAAGAAACCUCUUUCUAAUUCAGCAGUAAAGAAUUAAGGCUAAACCUCCAUCAAACCUCCAUAGCAAAACCUUCAUCAGCCGCCACUCCACCGCCGCUCCACCGUCGUUCCACGUCCAUCUGCAGUACCAAAAUCGUCUGCUAAGCCACCUGCAGUAAAUUGAGGUUGAUGUCAAAAAAGAGAAAGCAAGCAAGUGCUAAUGAGGCCUCUGAAACUGGCGAGGCUGAAGAAUCUGCUGAUUGUGAGAAUCGAAGGGGUCGUACAGUAGCUGCAGUAGUUGGAAAAGCAUUUCUGAGUGGUGUCAAAAUCCCUUUGGAAUGGAAUCACAAUAAAGUGCCAUUUGGGGAAAAUAGAGAUAUUUUUUCAUCAUACAUUGGUGUAAUUGUUCGUGAAAGAGUGAAUAUCAAUUAUCGCGACUUGGAGGAAGUUCCAAAAGAAGUUAUUGAUGACCUCUUUAAAUUCAUUACGAGAGGAUUUAUAGUGCCGGAAGAACGUAGAAAUUAUGUAUUAGGGAGAGCUUCAAUCCAGUGGAGAGCUUUCAAGGCCAGAUUAAGAAAGGAUUGGAUGUACGACACCAAGGGAGUAAAUCCAAAUGUGAUUAUAAAGAAGCCACCUUCGAUAUAUCCAUUUAUAACACAACCUGAUUGGACCAAGUUCAUUGAAACAUAUACUGAUGAUGCGUUUAAGGAACUAAGUGACAAGAAUCGAGAGAGGGAGAAAAUGAAUACUUCAAGAUAUCGAGGAGGUCGAAAAGGGUACUUCUAUUAUGAACAAGAGAUUGCUGCUGAACUUCAGAAACAAGGAGUGCAAGUUAGAGACGUGUCUCGACAUUUAGUUUGGAUAAGAGCUCAUUCCAGACAAAAAGAUGGUGCAAUGACCUUUGACAAUCCUGCUGAUUUUGAAAUAACUCAAACAAUUAAAGCAUUGGAGGCUCAACAAAUCCAAGGAGAAAUUGAGGCCACUGGCCGGAAUGAUAUCCUAGCGAGAGCAUUAAAGAAUCCUGAACAUGGUGGUUGUGUUGGGGGCGUUGGGUCGGGUGUUACAAAUAAGCUGUACUUUGGCUACAAUAAACCAUUACCACAAAGUCAAUUGCAAUCAAAUCUCAAGUGUCUCAAAUCAAAAUUAGAAAAUGUGGUUAACACUCAAAAUUUAUUGUUGUCUUACUUAAUGUCAAGUGGUCAGGUUAACGCGGAGCAAUUGAAAGAACUUGGUGAUUCAAGUGGAAACCAAGUUGCCCAUCAGUUAGCGGGUAUCCAAGCUGGUGGAUCUGGUGGCCAAGGUUUAGAUGGCCUUGGCUUGGGUCGUGACAGUUGGCUUCAAGGUCUUAGCUUCCAACUUGCCUCAGAGCAAAACAAAGUUACCCAUCAGUUAGCAAGUGUCCAAAAGGGUGGUUCUGGUGGUGAAGAGUUAGAUGAUCAUUUAGAUGUCUUUGGCUCCAAAGGUGACCAAGGGGUUCGAGGUUUCAACUUCCAAGAGCAGAAUUUUCAAGCAUGUGAGGUUCAACCCGAGCCAUACCAUGUUGCGUGGCCUGAGGACGAAUAUGUGCUAGAAAAUGAGAAUUUGGAAACGCAUGUACUCAAUAAUGAACAAGACAUUACUGGCCAACCAUUUCCAAAGGUAACAUUAUUUCAUAAUACUUAUAUGUUUGAUGUAAGUACAUAUAUCCUAUAUUCUUCUGAUGGUGUUAAAUUAUAGACUACUACAUCUUAUCAAUCUUGAAAAAGUUUAUUAAUACCAUAAUCCAUAUUUAUGGAGUUGAUAGUCUUUGUUCCUUUGCAAUUAAGAGUGACAAAGGGGUCGAUAUAGUUGCUAUUGGAUAAGUGUAUGUUGGGAUGGAAGGAGAAGUUGUCAAGCAUCAUUUCAAGCCCGUCCCAAGUGGUCAUUAUCGAGUUUGUGUUAAAGAAGAAAUCAACCUAAAUGCACCUUUGCCAUGUCCUGAAGGGGAGAUAAGAUUCAUUUGUCAAACUUUAAAUUAUUAUUUAAUAUGGCCUUCUCACUUGGUUUUUCCUAUAAAGAAGGCUAAUAAGCAAGUCACUAAAGAAAUCGCUGCACCAUCUCCACACUCGCCAUCAUCACAAUCAUCAUGCACUCGAAAGUACAUAAUAACUCAUGCUGAUAAGUUGAAGUUGACUUCUAAUUUGGUUCGAGUAUUUAAGGAUGUGGCUAUUGCAAUGAAAACGAGUGGUAAAACAAAAUCUUUUACAGUUUUGGCUAGAGUACAGUGUUUCAAAAUGAGCAAUGUGUUACCCUUGAUUAUGAAGACAUGCUUGACUGGUGCUUCCAAAGAGAGAUAAAAUCGUCACACAUGUCAAUUUUAAUGAUGUAUAUGAGUGAGAUUGUUCAUACAGAAGGUAUCUCAGGGUUGUAUGGAUUUUGUGAUUGCAACUAUCUAUCCCCGUAUGCUCCAACUGUGGAAAAUGACGAUGAUCGAUGUGACUAUCUAGCUAGGCUAUUUUCAUGUAAUGAUGCCAAAAACAAAAAUCAGCUCUUCUUUGCCCCGUAUUAUGAGGAUGGACAUUGGAUGUUGGUUGUUAUUUGUCCAUGGGUUGGUUUGGUGCAUUGGCUAGAUCCCGCGGGAGUAAAAGAUGAACCUCCCAAAUUUGCUCAAACAAUAAUCAACAAGGCAAUGAUCAAUUUUAGCGCGGGACAUCGAAAGGAUAUCACAAAAAUAAAGAAGAAACCUUACAUUAAAUGGAUAAGCAUAGAGUGUCCUCGUCAAGCUACUGGCUCUAGUGAUAGUGGAUAUUAUGUUUGUCGCUACAUGAUUGAGACAAUUGAAUCUAGGCAAAUGAUCAUCCCCGACAAGUAUUUUAAGCAAGUUCCUCAUACAUAUUCUCAACAAAUGAUUGACGAGCUUAGGGAAAGGUAGAUUUCAUAUGUUACCGGAUAACAUCAACCAAAUGACGACGACGAUGAUUUAUGUGAAUUGUAGAUCAAUAUGGUAUUGGUAUAUUUUGGGGCAUCAAUUUUUUUUUUAAAUUUAACAUUAACUAGAAAGGUUUUUGAUAUUUAACUCACGUAUUUGUUUGUAUAUAACAAAUUUUGUAUGAAUGAUUCAAUUUAAUUGUGGUUGGAUGUUUUAAAUUAUAUAUAUGAAGUAUAUUUUGAUGGCUUUCGUCGUA
This is a messenger RNA of Chenopodium quinoa (quinoa), 3179 nucleotides long. RefSeq lists its product as uncharacterized. Bases 226 to 1752 code for a protein of 508 amino acids. Lineage: Eukaryota; Viridiplantae; Streptophyta; Magnoliopsida; Caryophyllales; Amaranthaceae. The record is from RefSeq and is a predicted model, not a curated record. The transcript has 12 exons.